Nannochloropsis gaditana CCMP526 is the source of this 773-nucleotide messenger RNA. RefSeq lists its product as uncharacterized. The annotation marks the transcript as partial. The transcript is spliced from 2 exons. The record is from RefSeq and is a predicted model, not a curated record.
CUCCCAAGAGCUUGCUUGAGCGAUUCCGACUUUUUGGGACAGGAAGAGCGCCUUUCCCGGAAUCUCAAUGCCCAUGGAGAAUGGUAUUACGGCCUUACGCUUGUGGAAAACUGCGUCAAGUGCGUCAGAUUUUCGAGAUGCGAUCGAUGCGCACUAUCAGGCGUGCAUCGUAGCCAUGGAGAGAGCUGGCAAAAAAGAAUUGGUAAAGCUCGACAAUUUUUGGCGGAAAACCUUUCCCGCAACACUUCAAAGACGCCAGUCUGAAAACAAAGGAAAUGAUUGCUGGAUAACGAAAGAAGAACUUGUUCAAACCAUGCAAUGGAAGCUUGCACGGGGAAAGAUGCGGCCGUUGAUGAACCUGGUCAGGGGAAACGACUCUGGUACCGUGGAACGCAUCAGCCGUUCAGCCCUGAUAGCGGCACAAAAAGGUGACAUUUCAAACGCGGUGACGAUUUUCUCUGGGGCAGAACUCAAAGGCGUUGGGCCGGCGACCGCUUCGGCUCUUCUAGCGGCCUAUCGCCCCGACUUAUUUCCCUUCAUGGCGGACGAGCCAACCAUGCUUGUUUUGGACGAAAGUGGCCAGAAUGGGAAGCUGAAAUACAACCUAGCUGAGUACUUGGUCUUUCAAAGGGCAAUUAUUGGAAAAUGUCGCGAGAUUAAUGUACCCGGGGAAAAGGCAAAGUCAGGAACUGCAAGGCCUUUGGAUGCUGAAGAAGUCGGACGAGCGUUGUGGUGUCUUAACCGUGCGGAGGCUUUAGGAUUAUUAUCCCAAG